CAAAGCUGUGUCACCAUCGUGUAUACAUAAUUUGGCUUCUUGUGGUCAUUUGUUAUUACUUUUUUCUAAGUCGUUGGUAUUGAUUACAAAAAUGCAAGUUGAAUACCCAAUACAUUAUAUAACUGCAUAUUGUCCUUCGAAAAUGAAAUAUUGGAAAUCGAAAAACCCAAUUGCAUGAUCGAACCAAACGAAACCUUUUUUGAAUUUCCAGAUAGUUAACUUGUCUAUAAUCAGAAAAGCGAUAGUGAACUUGUAUUAGCUGUGGGGAGAACGCAGGUACCAUUGACCUGCGUGCCUAAACAGAGGCAUGAAGACCUCUUCUGUUUUUGUUCUUGGGCUAUACUUUUUUGUUCUCAUUGGUAAUGGAGUUGAGUUUGGGGCUUCCACUCCCAUUGCCACAGAUAUUAAUCCUACUGUGGAAGAAGUACAGCCCUACAGAACUGCCUACCACUUCCAACCCCCGAAGAACUGGAUGAAUGAUCCUAAUGGACCAAUGUAUUUCAAAGGAAUCUAUCAUUUUUUCUACCAGUACAACCCUUAUGGACCACAUUGGGCUAACAUAGUAUGGGCUCAUUCAGUAUCAUAUGAUCUCAUCAACUGGAUUCAUCUCGAUCAUGCUCUUAAUCCAACACAUCCUUUUGACAUCAAUGGUUGCUGGUCCGGUUCAACCACAAUCCUUCCAGGGGAGAUACCUGCCAUUCUAUACACCGGAAGCGACACUGAGAAUCGCGAAGUCCAAAACUUAGCCAGGCCCAAAAAUCUCUCCGAUCCAUUCCUAAUAGAAUGGGUAAAAUCAGCCCAUAAUCCUAUAAUGACUCCGGUUGAUGGCAUUCAUCCAAACUUCUUCAGGGACCCCACAACCGCAUGGCAAGGGCCUGACGAAAGAUGGCGGGUUAUUGUUGGAAGCCAGAUUAAUGGCCAUGGAACUGCAAUUCUAUACACUAGUGAAGAUUUCAUAAACUGGACUAGGAGUGAGAGUCCUCUUCAUUCGUCAAAUAGGACUGGGAUGUGGGAAUGUCCUGAUUUUUACCCGUCUAGUGCAAAGGGGGAAGCUGGUACUAAUUACGUGCUCAAGGCAAGUUUCAAUCAUCAGGAUCACUAUGUAAUGGGAAACUAUGAUCCUGAAACAGACAUAUAUGUGGUUGAAACAGAUUUCAUGGAUAGUGCUUUGCAGUUGAGGUAUGAUUAUGGGAAAUUCUUUGGUUCAAAGACGUUUCUUGAUAGUGAAAAAAAGAGGCGUGUAUUAUGGGCAUGGAUAGACGAGAUGGAUAGUGAAUUCGAUCGCUCUGUGAAGGGUUGGACUGGACUGCAGUCAUUUCCAAGAACUGUUUCCAUUGGUAAAAGUGGAAAGCAAUUAGCACAGUGGCCAAUUGAAGAAAUUGAGAAACUACGUUCAGAAGAAGUUAACAUUCAUGAUAUAGAGCUCAAGGGUGGCUCGGUGCUUGAAGUUGUGGACAUUACUGCUUCGCAGGCUGAUGUGGAGGUCUCAUUUGUGUUGCCAAAUUUUGAAGAGGUCGAAGUUAUUGAGCAAAAUUUGGUUGAUCCCCAACUGCUUUGUAGCAAAAACCAAGCAUCUGUGAAAGGCCUUGUCGGGCCAUUUGGUUUGCUGGUUUUGGCUUCAAAGGACUUGACAGAGCAAACUGCAAUCUUCUUUCGAAUAUUCAGAAGUCACAGCAAAUAUGUUGUUCUGAUGUGCAGUGAUCAGAGCAGGUCUUCUUUGAGAGAUGAGGUUGCGAAAACAACAUAUGGGGCUUUUGUAAAUGUAGAUCCUGUUAGUGAGACAAUUUCGCUCAGAAGCUUGAUAGAUCACUCCAUUGUUGAGAGCUUUGGAGGAGAAGGGGUCGCAUGCAUCACUGCUAGAGUUUACCCAAAGUUGGCUAUUGACAACGAAACUCACCUUUAUGCAUUUAACAAUGGAACUCAGAGUGUGAAGAUCUCAAAGCUUAGUGCUUGGAGUAUGAAGAAAGCUCAAUUCUUCUCGUACAGAAAAGAAGAAAGCCUCUUUUCAAAUUAUGAUGAACAACAAAGCAAAUUACUAUUUGGGAAUUAAUUAUUUGCUGUGAAAAGCAGCUGGAAAUGCAAAAUGGUGAAUUUGCCCACAUUGUGUCAAUUACAAAUUGUUGGCAGUUAGUUAAUCUUGCAUGUGAUUGUAGAUCCUUUGUGUGAGGGUUGAGGAGCAUAGGGGAAUUUGGAGGUAAAGAAGACGGGUCAUGGCCGGUGUAUAGUGUCGCCGGGGUAGUAAGUGGGGAGGCUGGGUGUUCGAUAAUGAAGUCUAGUUUGUGUGGUGAA
This is a messenger RNA of Rhododendron vialii, 2289 nucleotides long. RefSeq names its product beta-fructofuranosidase, insoluble isoenzyme CWINV3-like. The coding region runs from base 308 to 2050 and encodes 580 amino acids. The record is from RefSeq and is a predicted model, not a curated record. Gene Ontology annotation, molecular function: hydrolase activity, hydrolyzing O-glycosyl compounds. The transcript has 7 exons. Gene Ontology annotation, biological process: carbohydrate metabolic process. Lineage: Eukaryota; Viridiplantae; Streptophyta; Magnoliopsida; Ericales; Ericaceae.